Molecule: messenger RNA, 1013 nt
Organism: Ectocarpus sp. CCAP 1310/34
Lineage: Eukaryota; Phaeophyceae; Ectocarpales; Ectocarpaceae
Source: the annotation of a GenBank genome assembly
CCGAACACUCAUGAAAGCAACCGCGUCACGCCUCACGGUAUGGCAUCCCCAGACUCCCUGCCGAGGUCCAGAACAGGAUCUGUUGCCGAUGACGAACUGGACGAGACAAGCCAGGCUGAUGUGCUACAUGAGCUGCAGUUUCUCCAUAGGCAACUAGCCGAGGUUCGGAAAGCAAGCCACGACAGGCCUGGCGGGGCGCGAAUCCUGGAGGUGGAGAAGAAGCUUAUUAUCUGCGCUGUCAAAAAGCCUCUCAAGCUUAGUGAAUCGCAAGAUGGACAAAGCCGGACCCACGAGGAGAGCAUGGGCGGGUUCAAGAGUGCAAUAGACUCCCUAAUGGGAAGCAACAGGGUGCGUUGGGUGAGCUGGCUCGGCGGAGUGGUGGAUCCGGCGAUUCAGCCAGCCGUACGCAAGAAAUUGGAAGCAGAUCAUAACUGUACUCCGGUUUUCUUAACGCAAGAGGUCGAGGACCUGUACUACUACAAGUUUACUCAGGGGGUCCUGUGGCCGCUGUUUCACUGCAUGCCCACGAACUUCAAUGAGGCCCUUCUAGAGAACUUUCAGAGUCAGUACGAGGCAUAUGCGCAUGCAAACAAGUUGUUCUUAGAAGCUGUGGCAGGGAUCUACGAGGAGGGAGAUAUUGUGCUGGUGCAUGACUACGACCUCAUGCUUCUGCCUGCUCUCCUGCGGAAGAGGUUUCCUGACAUUACAUGCGGAUUCUUCCUCCACUGUCCUUUUCCCUCCACGGGUGAGCACAGCUUCUGGUUCGAUUGGAACCCUGAAGCUUGCGGCACAGCAAAAAAGUGAAUGGUGCGCGACCUAGGGUAUAAGCUUUAGAUGGGUGCCCGCCAGAUGAGAGCUGUCGACCUAAAAUUAUGGCGUGUGAUACCUCCUCUUUCACCGGUUACGUGUACUUGGUAGAAUGGAUUGCUUAAACAGAUGAAUGAAUGACUGCCAUUCAUAACUGCUCAACGUUAGGCUUCCCCGCGUACUUCUUGAUCCUCUGUAUUUCAUCU